Cottoperca gobio is the source of this 1019-nucleotide messenger RNA. It is a transcript of the gene alkbh6, whose product is annotated as alkB homolog 6. Lineage: Eukaryota; Metazoa; Chordata; Actinopteri; Perciformes; Bovichtidae. The record is from RefSeq and is a predicted model, not a curated record. The coding region runs from base 124 to 828 and encodes 234 amino acids. Gene Ontology annotation, cellular component: nucleus. The transcript is spliced from 2 exons.
GAUUUCUUUUAGGGGACCUUUUAGUCAGCUGCACAAGGAUGUAAGCAUGGAGUCGAGCGGCUGACACUGGGAUUCCUGGACAAACGGUAUUUUCAUCAACAUUUUGAUGUCGAAAGAGGAGGCAUGGAACACCCAGCUUGUAUUUUGGAGGAAUUGAAGCAGUUUGUCGUAAAUGAUGCUCCACCAACAGUGUAUUACAUCCCAGAUUUCAUAUCGGAAGAUGAGGAGUCCUACCUUCAACAGCAGGUGUAUAACUCUCCCAAAACUAAAUGGACACAGCUGUCAGGCAGAAGGCUUCAGAACUGGGGAGGAUUACCACAUCCCAAAAGCAUGUUGGCAGAAAAGAUUCCUGACUGGCUCCAGAAGUACUGUGAGAAAAUCUCCGCUCUAGGUGCAUUCAGUGGGAAAACAGCCAAUCAUGUGUUGGUGAACGAGUACAAACAAGAGGAAGGAAUUAUGCCUCAUGAAGACGGCCCUCUGUACCACCCUACGGUAACCACCAUUAGCCUGGGCUCUCACACCCUCCUCGACUUCUACACGCCUGUCAGCAGCCAGGAGGGCGAUGCACCGCAGACAGAGGAGAACCGCUUCCUCUUCUCUCUGCUAGUGAAGCCGCGCAGUCUUCUGAUCCUGCAGGAUGACAUGUACCAGCGUCUCCUCCAUGGCAUCCGGGCCUGCGGCCAGGACACUCUGACGGACAAGGUGGUAAACCAGUCUGCUGCCGGGGCCCUGCCGGGAGAGACACUGACCCGAGGCACCCGAGUGUCGCUGACCAUACGACACGUGCCAAAAGUUAUGAAGACAAAGCUUAUACUGGGGAGGAAAUGAAGAAAGACUGCAUGUUGAUUUGAUAGUUUGUUACGGUGCUGUGUAGCAAAUAUUUACAGGAAAAGAAUGAUGCUUUUUUAAAUUUGGUAUUUUCAGUUGGUGAAUGAUUAAGUUGUUGAACUGGGAUCAGUUUUUGUUGAUUCAUAAGCUUCUCCUGUCAGCACUACAUGCAUAAAAUGGAUAUAACAUUA